Cicer arietinum (chickpea) is the source of this 2339-nucleotide messenger RNA. RefSeq names its product pentatricopeptide repeat-containing protein At4g16390, chloroplastic. The record is from RefSeq and is a predicted model, not a curated record. Gene Ontology annotation, molecular function: mRNA binding; protein binding; rRNA primary transcript binding. Gene Ontology annotation, biological process: positive regulation of translation. Gene Ontology annotation, cellular component: chloroplast stroma. NCBI's taxonomy places the organism in Eukaryota, Viridiplantae, Streptophyta, Magnoliopsida, Fabales, Fabaceae.
UCGAAACCCCCGAAACAAGAUAUUUUGUGAAUUUGCAAGAUAAGGCUGAGGAAUGAAACACAGAAAGAGAGCAUAGAAGUUGAGAAAAUGGCUUACCAUCUCUGUUCUUCUUCCCCUUCCUCUCUCUUCCACGACCCACCCUCCAUCUCUUCUCUCAAAUUCAAAGUUCGAAACUUUUCACCUUCCUUUCAAACCCCUUCUUCCAAAACCCUUCUCCACGUCUCACUACAAGAACCCAUUCCCCAACAUGACAUUAACUCCCAAAAAGACACAAACUUUGAUAACCCUGUUGUCAAAUCGAAAACCAGUUACAUUUGGGUCAAUCCCAAAAGUCCUAGAGCAAAACAACUUGGCAAGAAAUCUUAUGAUGCAAGGUACAAUUCUCUUGUCAAGCUUUCCAACUCUUUGGAUUUAUGCAAUCCCAGUGAACAUGAUGUUUCUCACAUUUUUGAGGGUUUAGGAGAUAAGGUUAUAGAACAAGACGCUGUAAUUAUCAUCAAUAACAUGGAGAAUUCUGUUGUUGUACCUUUUGUUCUUCAGUACAUUCAACGGAAGAUUAGACCCUCUAGGGAGGUGAUUCUUUACAAUGUCACACUCAAGGUGUUUAGGAAAUGUAAGGAUUUGGAUGGGGCAGAGAAGGUGUUUGUUGAAAUGCUUCAGAAAGGGGUUAAGCCUGAUAAUAUUACUUUUUCAACUAUAAUUAGUUGUGCUAGGUCUUGUUAUCUGCCUAAUAAGGCUGUGGAGUGGUUUGAAAAGAUGCCUUCCUUUGGCAUUGAACCUGAUGAUGUUACGUAUUCGGUCAUGAUUGAUGCUUAUGGACGGGCUGGUAAUAUUGAUAUGGCUUUGAAUUUGUAUGAUCGUGCGAGAACUGAGAAAUGGCGCAUUGAUCAUGUGACCUUCUCUACAUUGAUAAAGAUGUAUGGAGUGGCGGGAAACUAUGAUGGAUGCUUAAAUGUUUAUGAAGAAAUGAAGGCUCUUGGUGUUAAGCCUAACUUGGUUGUUUAUAACACUCUUUUGGAUGCCAUGGGGAGAGCGAAGAGGCCAUGGCAGGCCAAGACUAUAUCUAAAGAGAUGAUGAAUAAUGGAAUUUCGCCAAAUCGAGCGACGUAUGCAUCUCUCUUACAUGCCUAUGGUAGAGCGAGGUUCUGUGAAGAUGCUUUCGUUGUGUAUAGGGAAAUGAAGGAACAGGGAAUGGAUUUGAAUACACAUCUUUAUAACACCCUUUUAGCUAUGUGUGCUGAUGUUGGUUACACUGAACAAGCGUUUGAAAUUUUCGAAGACAUGAAAAGUUCCGAUACUUGCUUUCCUGACAGUUGGACAUUCUCAUCCUUGAUUACCAUAUAUUCGUGCAGUGGCAAAGUUUCAGAGGCCGAAAGAAUGAUGAAUGAAAUGAUUGAAUCUGGAUUUGAGCCGACUAUUUUUGUUUUGACUUCCCUAGUCCAGUGCUAUGGAAAAGCCAAGCGUACUGAUGAUGUUGUGAAGACGUUUAAUAAGCUCUUGGAUAUGGGCAUUGGACCGGAUGAUCAAUUCUGCGGUUGUCUUCUGAAUGUUAUGACCCAAACACCGAGAGAAGAACUUGGUAAGCUAACCGAUUGUGUGAAGAAGGCUAAUCCAAAGCUUGGGAUUGUGGUAAGAAAUUUGGUGGAAGGGCUGGAGGGUGAUGGAGAGUUCAGAAAAGAAGCAUUAGAACUCUUCAAUUCAAUUACUGAAGGAGUAAAGAGGGCAUUUUGCAAUUCUCUGAUUGAUCUUUGUAUCAACUUGGAUUUGUUGGACAAAGCAUGUGUCCUUCUGGACCUUGGUUUGACACUUGAGAUAUAUACCAAUAUACAAUCCAGGUCUCAAACUCAGUGGUCUUUGCACUUAAAGGGUCUCUCACUCGGAGCUGCACUUACCGCAUUCCAUGUUUGGAUAAAUGAUUUGUCCAAGGCUUUUGAAUCAGGAGAGGACCUUCCGCCGUUGCUCGGAGUCAAUACCGGUCAUGGGAAACACAGGUAUUCUGAGAGAGGUUUGGCAGGUGCAUUUGAAUCUCAUUUGAAGGAAUUGAAUGCUCCUUUUCAUGAGGCUCCCGAUAAGGCUGGCUGGUUUUUGACUACACAGGUAGCAGUCAAGUCAUGGAUGGAGCCUAGGCGUUCAUCUGAAUUAGUUGCUGCGUAAUUUCUUAACUACAUGUUUGCUGCCUUUUUUUUUUUGUCUUUUGAGGAAAUUUUUGUGUUAGCUAAAUAAGUAACAAUUGUUUUAUUUCGGAUGCCUUAUAGAGUAAAUGAAACAACAGGAAUUUAAAUAACAUUGUAUUGACUUCAUUUACUCAGAAAAUAAAUUACUUGGAACUUGACUCAAGA